Molecule: messenger RNA, 1339 nt
Organism: Thamnophis sirtalis
Lineage: Eukaryota; Metazoa; Chordata; Lepidosauria; Squamata; Natricidae
Source: RefSeq, a predicted model, not a curated record
UUUUCAAAGCAUAGUAAGUAUUUGUACAGUACUUGAGUCAGAAUAGUUUUAAAAUUAAGUAUUUGUUUGUUUUUCUAGUGCUGAGUCAGAAUACUCAUCAAUAAUGCAGCUUUCGAAAAUGAAAGAGAUAUGCAGUUGGCAAUUUAGGAAGCCAAAUAAAUCAAAAUCUGUAAUACAUUUUGAUAGCAUACCGUCAGAAAUACUUCUGAAAAUAUUAUCCUACUUAGAUGUUGCAUCUCUACUGUGUAUUGGCUGUGUGAGCAAGCUUUUUUAUGAUCUAUCCAAUGACAAUGUUAUCUGGUUCAAAAUAUACUCUAAGUCUUUUCUACCUAAAAGAAAAGUAUGGAGAACUAAAUCUGACCAGGAAAAAGAUUGCACAUCUCUGAGCUUUCCGGAAUUGCAAGAUGCCAAGUCAAGAUGCUGGAAAAGAGAGUACUUUAUGAAAAAAAUAGCUGCUCAAAGAUCCAGUGUAAUUCAGCUUCUUAAGCCAAUUAACACUUACACUGGUCUUCCACUUAAAACCAAAGAAGCUAUCAAAAUCUCUGCUCUGAGAUGGGUAAUCUUAUUAAAGGAUCAAAAUGGAAAGGAACAUGAAAUGGAUCAGGCUGACAUUUCUUUUAAUGAAACGUCUGUUACUGUAUAUUGGUAUAAUAAAAAAUGGCCUCCCUUAGAUACCUUGUCAACUUUGCAGUUAUUUGGAGUGACCCCAGUACUUUUGGGUGAGGAUAAAGUACAUAACAAUAAUGGCCCAUGGCAACGUUCUUUAGUUUCUGAAUACAAGGUGGCUAACAUGACUGAAAAUGCAAAAAUGAUUGGUUGUGAUGCACUUGUUGAACUCUACCAUUUUGACCAAGGGUUCAUGCUGGGUCUUUGGAAGGUAAGAUUGUUUCAGAUAGUUGAAGAAGAAAAAAAGGGUAUUGAAAGAAUAUCUGAAGGACAUGAAGAAGAUGCUAAUACAACAGGAAGGCUUACUGAGUACUGGAGAGAUGACAUUGGCUUACAUGAAAGACUAAAUGAAGAACAGAACAGACAUGCCCUAUACAUGCAAUCUUCUCCAUUUUUUUCCAGGAGACAUUAUGAAGCCCCUAUUAAGGCUAUUCCAGAUGAUAUUGAUCCUGAGUAUGGCCUGCAUGGCUAUCAGCUGCAUAUUGACUUACAGAGUAGAGGAAAUAAUUAUAUAUGUAGUACAUUUCGCAGUUUGUUUUGUAAAAAAGAAUAUAUUAGAAAUGGAUAUCUCAGGCUUACAGUAAUCAGUUACAAAAAGGAAGCUCAACAUCUUCCUCUUGAUGGAAACAUUGGAUUGUUUUGGAGGACAGAUGCAUUUGAAGGCAUUAUCAAG